Cherax quadricarinatus is the source of this 4753-nucleotide messenger RNA. The record is from RefSeq and is a predicted model, not a curated record. NCBI's taxonomy places the organism in Eukaryota, Metazoa, Arthropoda, Malacostraca, Decapoda, Parastacidae.
AAAGAUGGUCAGUGACUUUACAGAUGUUACGCGAAUAAGGAAAAUAAUACGUCAAGUUUACAGACAACUGCAAAUUAGAAAAUAAUGAAAUAAGCAAAUGAGAUGUGGCAGAGUGAACACAGGAUGCCGCAAGGACUAGUACACAAACACUCGCCAUGCUGAUGGACCAAGAGCCAGUGAGUUUAUUCUCUCCAUGGGCUUCAUACGACAUUGGCUCCUCUCUACUCGGCAAACAAAGCUGUCGUGUAAGAACAGGAAAUUUAGAGAAGAGCAGUGGAGUUGGAGGAGGGGGAGAUGGAGGUGGAGGAGGUGGAAGUGGGGGACUCGGAGGGAGCCGAAUAGUCGACGCCCUCAUCUCCAGUGUCCUUGAUGAAACUGAUCAGCUAGGUCUUGCUCACCUUCAGGAUAAACCAGACAAGAGCUGUAGCAGUACAAACAGCAUUGGCAGCUCAAGGGGUAUGGGCCGGGAAAUUGGAAGUGAUGGGUUGUUGUGGGGCACUGGGGGUUUGGGUAGAGGAAGUCACUCGGAUGACUUCUAUCCCCCUGCUGCUCAUCCCCCGACCCAGUCUGACUUCAUCCACUAUUUGUUCGAUACUGCAGGUCAAGAGGAUGAGACUGGAUUGCAGGGAAAUUAUGGAGAGUUCUUUCGAGAGCGGGAAUUAAGUGGAAGCUCUCGAGAUUCAGGCUAUGGCUCAUUUCUCGGGGUAGGUGGAACAGGGUCACCACCAGGGAUGUCCUGUAGUAGUCAGGCCUCCAUCUGUGAUGUUCGAAAAAUACCAGUGGAUUCUCUUGGCCUUCCUACAAGUAGAAAUAUCAGCCAUGACUUUGACCAGUUUACAAGUGAAAUGAAUGCACAGAAGAAUUUCAUGGAUAACUUGCAACGUCUCAACCAGCUAAAUGGUGGCAACUCUCCUGGGCUGUCUCUUCUUUCUCCUUUAGGAGACCUUGAACCUCUCUUACUUGGGGCAUCUGAUCUAGGGGAUACAACCCUUGGACUAAGUCAGCUUCUGCCUCCUACACGGGAUCUCCCACAUGAUCUUUUGCCUCCUUCUUCUACUCCUACCUCCAAUGACCCAUUCUCCAUAUCAUCCCUUGGUGUUAAAUCAAAUAUUGGCGUGGAUGUAAUGCGUGGCCAACCAUCUUCGUUAGCUGGAGCUGGACCUCCUAUUCAAUCGCCACAUCAGCCAAGCAAUCUUAAUGACAAAGGACAACAAAUGGCUAAUCUUCUAAGUGGUAUGGGUAUUCAUGAUGGCUCAUCACAGCCCAACAUUAACACACUUAGUACUCAUCACCUGGGAGCUCUUGCAGCAUUGUGUGCACCAAAUCUCUCUGCUUCGGCAGGUAACCAAGCUAACUCGGGUAGCCUAAAUGGUCAUACCCUUUCAAACAGACCUCAGUCAUCACCAAAGUUUCUAAAUUCUCAGCAGUCCAUUUCAACAAAUGGAGAAAUAUCCCCCAGCAUUAUGCGAAAACAUCGACCAGAAGAUGAACGGGGUGUUCCUAUGUGUGUGACCUCGCAGUCUGGUAAUCAAGGCUCUCCUCCAGUGUCAAGAGUGUCAGAACAACUCACAGGCCCUUCGAAAGAUGGUUCAGGACAUUGUGGACCAGUAGGGCCACCUCCAAAGGGGCCAUUUUUGGUCCCCCCACCAACAUUCCCACCUACUGAUGGUGUUCCCCCGUGGGACUUGCUUCCUCCUAUGGCAGAGAUCUUUCCUCCCCAUGGACCUCCACCUCCAUUACUGCCACCAAACACAGACCUCCUCCCCCCAUUUACAGAUCUUCCACCUCAUCCCCUCCUAUCUAUACCACCGCCAUUGCUGGGAUUUAGACCAUUCAGGCGUACUGGGGGAAGUGGUGAGCUACAUUCACGCUUGGAAGAAUGUUAUGACCAGUUUCGCCAGCUUGAGCGAGAACGUAAAAAGACUGAAGCAGAACUAGCCCGAUGUUUUCCAGGGAAGAGAGUUUCUUCCGCUAAUACGGUGCCGCUCCCUCGUCUCCCGCCAUCGCCUUCCCGUGUUGACCGACUCAUUAUUGACCAUCUCCGGGAGCAUGCAAGAGUAGUCACAUUAGUGGGGAAAAUGGAGAGGUUGCGAGGCUCUCCCCUUCAACCUGGAAUACAUCGCUCUGUUGCUCUUUGGCUUGAAGCGGUUACCAGUGUUCAAGAGAAACGCCGAGAUGAGGUAGUUAAUGCAAUUACUCAGCGUCAUAAUCCACUACCUAAUGCUCAUCACACCAGUGAACAAGACCUGAUAGCUUUGGCAUCAGCAAUGGGAGGACUGGCAAGUGCUAGUCGAGGGGCCCGAACGGCCAUGUUCUGUGCCCUGACACUCACUACCCACCACAGCAUGGAGCCAAGCCUGGCCACUGCUUCAUCACUCCCAGCCCAUCUACUUCCAGAGUCACACUCUCCAACAUCAUCAUCCUCUCCUGACUGCAUCCCUGAACCACAACAGCUCUCUCCUGUAACUUCUUCUGCUCCUUUUAUGCCCUCUGUAAAUACCGGUGUGAAUGCCACCUCCACCAUCCCUACUACUGUUGGAGGUAAUGGUGUAGCAGUGACAACAGCCACACUUGACACAAUCACUGUGGCUCUGAAGGAUGAAGGAGGAGCAUCUAGUGCUUCAGCAGCAUUAACCUCAACCAUGGUAAAGUCUAUCAACUCUACUACCUCUUCACCCACUUCUCUGACUGAUCAGUAAAAACAGCUUAAAAGGAGGUUUAGGCAGAUUAUUAAAGGAAUGAGCAGAUGCAGUGACAGAUGUCAGUAAGUAUAAUGCCAAGAAAGUUUUUGUCUCUAGCCUGAUAUGUGUAAUUCCAUUUAUAUAUUAAUUAAUCUACUCACUUAACCAAGGGUUUAAUGUAUGUUUAUCAUUUAUAUCAUAGUACAGAAUAUAGUAAUUGUAUCAGUCAUUUCAAUUGCAAAUCAUUACUAUAACCCACAAAGGCAGCAGUCAGUCGGGUGGGUGAACCAGCACAAUCUCAGGGUCUUUGUUUGCUCCUAGGAAUCUUGUAAUGCCUGAGUGUAAUAAUCCAAUUGAUGCGUUGGCAUUUUUUUUUUUUAUAUGGGUUUUUAUUCUUUUUCUUUUUCCUUUUUUAUGCAAGUGUUAAAUGCUGUUUACCUCAAGGUUUAUAAUUAGCAUUUUAAUAUAUGACUCGUAAGGCCAAGUUCACAGGGCAAUUAUAAACACAUUGCCUCCUUUUACUGUUUGUAGCUUAUUAUACUUAUUUUUUUUUUUUUUGAGAAAUAAAGCAAAUAAUGAUCUUUAAUGUUUAAAGUUAAUGUUUAUUAUUGAUAAAUGCUCAGAGAGGGGUAUGAUUGCUCUGUGACUUGACAUUCUUUUGAGCACUGAUUAGUCACUGACGUCUAGAAUUUUUUGAAGAUGUUUCCGAGUAAUUAAGUGUUGAGAUUGCUCACAGUUUCAAAACGGGGGAUGACAUCAAGGGUUGAAAAAAAUAUAUUUGUCGAACAUUUCCUCCAGUAUGCAAGUGACUUGUUACAUUAACAGUGAUUGGUAUGUGGUUAAUGUUUCAUGAUAAUUAUAUUAUGUUUAAGAAAAUGUUAGUGAUUGCUUGUGUGUGUAGUGCAAGUGUAGGGCUAGUUCAUUAACUUACAUUUAUGAUGAUGUAAAAAGUUAACCAUUCCCAUUGUUGACUAAAUUGAUGGCCUACAAUAAUUUAACUUCGUAGAAAUCUUGUGGAGUGAAGCUUUGAAUUAACUUGAUUAAUUUUGUUUAUUAAACUGUUUUCUAGUGUUAAAGUCAAAUGAGAAAGGUUAUCACUAUAAGCAGCGUACACAUUUACUGCUUGUGAAAUAGCCAAUAAGAUGUGCUUAUUAAAUAAAGCCAUGAAUGUCUGGAUUAACAGUCUCGUCCCAGAUGAUGUCACCCCCCAGUGUAUACUCGCGUGGGUUUAGGGAGCACAUGGUAAUCAGGUCCAUUAGUAUGUAUAUAGGAUUUUUAAAUUAUUGUUAUUUUGCCAUAAGGAAGUAUUACUAUCUAUAUAAAUAUUUAUCAUAUCUUGUAUAAUAUGCUAUUUAGGAUACGCAAUGCUGAUAUGUGACACUAAACAUGACAAUAUUGAUAACUGAUGUUCACUGCAUUUCUGGCUGGACCAAUCUGUGGGUCUUUAAGGUCUACCUACCAGUACUGCAGUUUGUGUAACUCUUCCUUAAAGCCACCCAGGGUUAGCAUAUUAUUGUCAUUAGGAGAGUCUAAUCAUGACAAUCAACCUUGGUCCAUAUAGAUACAAGUCAGAUGGAUACUCUAUAGAAUAUUAGGAUAUUGUUCCAUAGGAAAGCAGUAAUUUGAGGGAAAACAAAGAUGAAAAGUAUCUUGUGAUCUGCACGGAAUGUCAUCUUCCUAAUUGACUUUUGUCGUUGGUAGUUUCUGUAACCCAAAAUUAGGGUGUAUGCACGAAUUGCUCAAAGAUUUUGUCGUUAUUGCCUGUCUUACAUGGCCAAAAGGAAUUAAUAUGCAUUAUUGAUCUGUGUAGUUUAGAAUGGAAUGUAACGUAACUCAAGAUUUCUUGUAUAAUUUUGCAAGAGCCAGCAUUUUAGUUUUUGUUAGUUCAAUGUAAUCCUCUGUGGUAAGCACUGUUGGUCUUUUAUCAUUGUACCAGCACUUGAAAGCACUGCAUUAUUUUUCAGGCCAGAUAUUAGAAGGUGCUGCUCCCUAAGCCAGUGAAGAUUGUAAAUAUAAUCUCAUAAGAACACACUUAUGGAAUUCAUUUAAGUUGUAAUGAUGUAGUAAUAUUG